Molecule: messenger RNA, 1753 nt
Organism: Paecilomyces variotii
Lineage: Eukaryota; Fungi; Ascomycota; Eurotiomycetes; Eurotiales; Thermoascaceae
Product: kinase-like domain-containing protein
Exons: 3
Coding region: 80-1501 (473 amino acids)
Biological process (GO): protein phosphorylation; regulation of mitotic cell cycle
Cellular component (GO): nucleus
Molecular function (GO): cyclin-dependent protein serine/threonine kinase activity; ATP binding
Source: RefSeq, a predicted model, not a curated record
CGAAACAUCCACGGCUCUCCCAUUGUAUACUUUAGAUACCCGACUAACCUCGACACAACACCCCUCGACCUCGUCGAUAAUGUCUGCGCCGGGAAAGUCACGAUGGGCAGACGACGACCCCGAAACUGAAGCCGCCAUUGCGCAACGCAAGCGCGAGAAAGAGGAGAAGAAACGCGCCAAGGCAGAGAAGCAGCGCAAGCUGGAAGAAGCCCAGGCGGCGCAACAGCAAGCCCGAGACGGAGAAGUCAAUGGUGAAGCUGGAGGACGACCGGCAAAGCGCCGCAGACUCUCAGACGACGCGGAGAAAGCUGCAGCGGAACAGACUAUCGAUACAACUACACAACAGAAACGCUCUACACUGCUCCGAUUCCCAGCUCCGGAAUGGGGGCCAUGCAGACAUGUCGACAAUUUCGAAAGACUGAAUCACAUCGAAGAGGGAUCAUACGGCUGGGUAUCUCGAGCUAAGGACAUCACGACAGGGGAGAUUGUCGCGUUGAAGAAGCUCAAAAUGGAGAAUUCGCCAGAUGGGUUCCCCGUCACCGGGCUGCGCGAGAUCCAAACCCUCCUUGGAGCUCGACACCAAAACAUCGUCAAUCUUCGUGAGAUCGUCAUGGGAAAUAGCAUGGAUAGUGUCUUCCUCGUCAUGGAUUUCCUCGAACACGAUCUAAAAACGCUACUCGAUGAUAUGCGCGAACCUUUCUUACCCUCGGAGAUCAAGACCCUCCUUCUACAAAUAAUGUCAGCUACGGAAUUCUUACACUCGCAUUGGAUCAUGCAUCGUGAUCUGAAGACAUCGAACCUACUCAUGAAUAAUCGCGGUGAGAUCAAGAUUGCGGAUUUCGGCAUGGCGAGGUAUUAUGGAGAUCCACCACCUAAGCUCACGCAACUGGUCGUGACGCUAUGGUACCGUUCCCCAGAGUUGCUUCUGGGGGCGGACAAGUAUGGACCGGAGAUCGAUAUGUGGAGUAUAGGCUGCAUAUUUGGAGAGCUUCUCACUACGGAGCCAUUGUUACAGGGGAAGAACGAAGUAGAGCAAUUGUCCAAGAUAUUCGCCUUAACUGGACCUCCAACGCAGCAAACAUGGCCUGGAUUCCGAUCCCUGCCAAACGCAAAGUCUCUCCGGUUACCACCCUCUUACUCAUCGUCGAAUACAUCGUCUACAAAGCCACCGCUCCUCCCGCGCUCUAAAUUUCCCUAUCUCACCAACUCCGGUCUCACCCUGCUUUCAUCGCUCUUGGCCUUAAAUCCCGCAUCUCGCCCAACCGCCCAAGAGUGCCUUCGGCAUCCUUACUUCCAUGAAGAUCCGCGACCCAAGCCCAAGGAGAUGUUUCCUACGUUUCCGUCUAAGGCGGGGAUGGAGAGGCGCCGGCGAAGAGAGACGCCAGAGGCGCCAAAGCAUGGGGCUGAGGCACCCAAGUUGGACUUUGCCAGUGUGUUUGGUGGGACGGGCGGAGGGGAUACUGGAGAGACCGGGGCAGGUUUCACGUUAAGGCUAGGAUGAUCUGUUGAGCGCGGAACCUUACUUUCCGAUUAUUAUACGAUUCAUCCGAAGGGGCAAAGGUUAUGGACUGAUCAGGGGGAGGGAAUGAAAGGUGCCUUAUGCAGGGCCGUGGUCCAACAUGUACCUGCUGUUCUCCCGUCUAUUGCGCAGGGGCGACGCCGGAUCGCGCAACAUCCCUCGAGAUAUACCUCAAGAACUGUAACCUAAUUUUUUGUCUCAAAAGAAGUGUUAUCUAGGUGAAACACCUCUUCC